CAAGGUAAUUAUACAAGUCUUGUGCUCUUCAGGUGAACAAAAGUUGAUUGCUAAACAAUCAAUCAUCUCUGUGCCAAAACACACAGGUAGGUUAAACAUUAAUGGAUAUAGUUCAAAUGAGGUGCAGACUUUUUCAGACCACACAAAGAAAGAGGACCACUGCUGAUAUGGCUGAUUUUGGAGAGAUCCUGAUGAGCGUUGGAGAGUUUGGAUUAUUCCAGAAGCUCCUUCUGAUUGCACUUUGCUUUCCAAACUGCUUUCAGUCCUUUUUUCUAGCAAGCCUCCUAUUCAUCGAGUCAGAUCCGGAGCGGCACUGUAACACAGACUGGAUCCUCAGGGCUGAUCCUAACCUGACCACAGAUGAGCAGCUGAACCUGACUCUGCCCCGGGAGGAGGAUGGGACCUUCAGCAGGUGUCAGAUGUUCGUCCCUGUGGACUGGGACAUUGGUGCCAUCAGGGAGUACGGACUCAAUGAGACAACAGGUUGUAACAAUGGAUGGGUGUACGGCAAGACCCUGUAUGAAGCCACCAUAGUCACUGAUUUCGAUCUAGUUUGUGAUAAGGCCGACUUAGUGGAAGUGGUACAAGCAGUGAUGAUGGCCGGUGUUAUUAUUGGUUCCCUGGUAUUUGGACCUUUUGCAGAGUCGUUUGGUCGCAAACGAGCAACUCAAAUUCCAGUAGUAGUGGUAUUAAUAUUUGCCAUGACGACAGCGCUGUGCCCCAAUGUCUACUUUUAUUUAGUAUCCCAGCUCUUUGUGGGAAUUGGAGGUGGAGGAUAUCGAGUCAACUGUGUUAUACUCGCGACUGAGUGGAUCGGGGUGUCCAAACGAUCUUUUGGAGUUUGUGUGACUCUGCUACUUGGUGCAGUUGGACAGUGCGUCCUCGCUGGUGUGAUCUACCUCAUCAGAGACUGGAGACUGGCUCAGCUAACCAUAGCAUGUGCAUAUGCAGUGAUAGUUAUUUACAUAUGGUUUAUUCCAGAAUCAGCCAGAUGGUUGUUAAACAGAGGAAGGACGGAAGAGGCCAAACAGCUGAUGGUCAAGGCAGCCGCCAUCAACAAACGAACUGUUCCAGACUCUCUGUUGGAAGAGGUUUCAGUGAAAGACAAUGUGAACAAAGAGGGCAUAAAAACAAUUUUCAGAUCGUCUCUCUUGAUCAGAUAUUUCUUCAUUGUACUAUUGGCAUGGUUUUCUUUGAACGUGACCUUCUACAGCCUGUACUUGGGUAUGGGAAAUUUUGGCUUCAGCAUCUUUUUGAUACAGCUCAUGUACGGUGCUAUUGAAAUACCAGCUAUUCUUCUCAACAUGUGGCUGUUGGAGGUUUUUGGGAGAAGAAUAUUAUUCAUUUUUACCGCUCUGAGUGGAGGACUCUGUUCCGUUCUUACCCUAGCUGUUUCCCAAGGAUACCCCAUUGCUCUUACAGCUUUAGCUGUCGGAGCACGUUUUUUCCUGAUCUGGAGUUGUUCUAUAUGUGGUAUUUUUGUCCAGGAGUUGUUUCCAACUUCUGUUCGACAAACAGCCACAGCUUUCGGAAACAUGUCAGCCAGAGCAGGAGGGUUAGUGGCGCCACUGCUCAGCAUCCUGGCCACGUACCACUGGGCCAUCCCCACCACAGUCUUCAGCAGCCUUACACUGGUCAGUGGAUUUCUCGGCUUCUUGCUCCCCGAGACCAGGAGGAAGGAGCUUCCUGAAUCUACCAAUGAGGCUGAAGGCAACAGAAAUGUGACCACUGCAAGAAAAGAAAGUGUUCCCUAUCUGAAAUCUACAGAAUUGUAGACAUGUGUCUGAUUAGUUCAUUCUUGAAAUAUUCAUGAUGAAUCUGCUUCAAACUAUCAUCACGUACUGUGCGUCAGUGCUCCCCACCUAAGGGUCGGAGGAGAAAAAAAUACUUGUUUUACAAAAUAGUAACGGUAUGUCUCAUUUUUCAAGCCUUUUUUUUUUU
Acanthopagrus latus (yellowfin seabream) is the source of this 1941-nucleotide messenger RNA. Its product is annotated as solute carrier family 22 member 13-like. NCBI's taxonomy places the organism in Eukaryota, Metazoa, Chordata, Actinopteri, Spariformes, Sparidae. Gene Ontology annotation, molecular function: transmembrane transporter activity. Gene Ontology annotation, cellular component: membrane. The transcript is spliced from 10 exons. Gene Ontology annotation, biological process: transmembrane transport. The coding region runs from base 102 to 1775 and encodes 557 amino acids. The record is from RefSeq and is a predicted model, not a curated record.